GCCUCCGGCCUCCUCCAGUCGCCGCCGCUGCCUCCGCCACCCGCCGCCGGCCCCCACAGAUCGAGGCUCGGGCCACCGGUCAACUCGCCGAGUCGCCGCCCGACGCCGCCACCUCACGUCGCCGCCCGCAUCCGGCUGACCCGCCCGUCGACGUCGGCCAGUCUGCUGCCUCGAUCGGAGAGAACGAAGGAGCAUCAUGGCUCUACGAUCGGCGGCUGGUAGGCUGGCGUCGUCCACCUCGCGCCUCCUCCCGGCGCUUCUCUCUCCCGCCGGCACCACCAACCACACGGCCUUCCUCCACUCUCACGCCACCAGCUUCGGAUACAAGCAAGUACCUGAAGAAGAAAAAAGCAAACUGGUCGGUAAUGUCUUCAGUAGCGUCGCCUCCAGUUACGAUCUCAUGAACGAUCUUAUGAGCGUUGGACUACAUAGGUUGUGGAAGGACAGGCUCGUCUCAAAGCUCAAUCCUUUUCCUGGAAUGAAGCAUCUAGAUGUGGCUGGUGGAACAGGGGAUGUCGCCUUCCGUGCGCUGGAAAGAAUCAAUAGCGUGAGCCAUAGAGCUAUGCAGGGUACUCUUACUGAUAUUGAAGAAGACACACAAAUUUAUGUUUGUGACAUUAAUCCAAAUAUGCUAAAUGUUGGAAAGAAACGUGCUUCAGAAAGAGGCUACAAAGAAGGGCAUUGCCUUAGCUGGAUACAAGGAGAUGCUGAAGCUCUGAAUUUCGAGGAUGGAUCUAUGGAUGGCUAUACUAUUGCAUUUGGGAUCAGAAAUGUGACACACAUUGAAAAAGCUCUGUCAGAAGCUUACAGAGUUCUAAAGCGAGGGGGGAGGUUCCUGUGCUUGGAAUUGAGUCACGUGGAUGUUCCACUUUUUAAACAGAUUUAUGAUGUUUACUCAUUUUCUGUGAUUCCGGCUGUGGGAGAACUUGUGGCUGGUGACCGCCAGUCAUACCAAUACUUGGUUGAGAGUAUCCGUCGAUUUCCAAACCAGGAAAAGUUUGCUCAGAUGAUCCAGGAAGCCGGAUUUGAGAGGGUAGAAUACGAAAAUCUCGUGGGAGGUGUGGUUGCCAUUCACUCUGGACUGAAACUGUAGAGCACUGACUUCGAUGGAUACUUACUGUUAGUCCUACGGUUCAGGACCUAAAACAAGCUAACCCAUCUUUUGUCAGUUUGUUUGUUUUUUUUUUUGAAAUAAGAUCGUUAUAUUGAAAAAACUUCUAUCAGUAAUUAACUUGCAAUAAAAUACAUCCAGUGUUUCUGUACACGUUAUUG
Oryza brachyantha (malo sina) is the source of this 1272-nucleotide messenger RNA. RefSeq names its product 2-methoxy-6-polyprenyl-1,4-benzoquinol methylase, mitochondrial. NCBI's taxonomy places the organism in Eukaryota, Viridiplantae, Streptophyta, Magnoliopsida, Poales, Poaceae. Gene Ontology annotation, biological process: ubiquinone biosynthetic process. Gene Ontology annotation, cellular component: mitochondrion. The coding region runs from base 197 to 1093 and encodes 298 amino acids. Gene Ontology annotation, molecular function: methyltransferase activity. The record is from RefSeq and is a predicted model, not a curated record. The transcript has 8 exons.